Kazachstania africana CBS 2517 is the source of this 180-nucleotide messenger RNA. It is a transcript of the gene SLO1, whose product is annotated as Slo1p. Lineage: Eukaryota; Fungi; Ascomycota; Saccharomycetes; Saccharomycetales; Saccharomycetaceae. The transcript has a single exon. The record is from RefSeq and is a predicted model, not a curated record. The coding region runs from base 1 to 180 and encodes 59 amino acids.
AUGAACAUGGAGAACAAAGCUUUACUUUCAGAGACACAGUUACUAAAAGAUACAUUAGAUCUUUUAUGGAAUAGGACAUUAGACCAAAGAAAAGUGUGUGAACAGUUACGACAGGAGAAUGAAUAUUUGGAAGAUUAUAUCGAUAAUAUGAUGUCCUCAAGCAAUGUUCUGGAAAAAUGA